UAAGUUGCCGAAUUUCAUACGGAUCAUGUUUUCAGUUUUAUUAUAUCCAUCCAUUGAGUUUUGAGAAUCAACUGCAGAUCAAAUCUCCGGCGCAUGAUGAUGGUGGUCUCCCUUUUUCAACUGCGGUUGCCUCCUCCUCCUCCAAUUUGCUGCUAUUCUUCACCAGCACCAAAUGAAAGACGUUAUCAUUCUACUGUUGCCGCUGCUGCUCACAAGAGAAGCAUCAAACAUGUGAAAGCUUUGUUGCACUCUGGUGAAGCAGAUUCUUCCCAUAAUAAUAAUACUAAACCAGAUGAAGAAGACGAAGAAUUCCAAGUCCUCACGGCCGUUCAAACCACUUACAACAAAAUCGUAAUUAUUGACACUCCCAAAUCAACGCUUCUUCUCCUCGACUCCACUCAUAAUGUUCACAGCAUGCUUAACAAAUCAAUUAGUAAAUGGACUGGUUCAUAUUGGGAUGAGUUUGCUACAUUGCCGCCUGUGGUUCCACCGGGUCCUAUGGCUAUUUUUGGCUUGGGUGGAGGAACAGCUGCACAUUUGAUGCUUCAUUUAUGGCCUUCACUGCAGCUCGAAGGCUGGGAGAUAGAUGGAAUUUUAAUAGAUAAAUCAAGAGACUAUCUUGGGCUGUGUGAUCUCGAGAAGCACACUACGGAUGGUGGAGUACUUAAUAUUCACAUUGGGGAUGUAUUUUCUCCGCGUGCUGCUAUUUCUGGAGGAUAUGCUGCAAUCAUUGUUGAUUUGUUUGCAGAGGGAAAGGUUUUACCACAGUUAGAACAGGCUGCUACUUGGUUGGAACUCAAUGAUAAAUUGAUGCCUAAUGGUCGUUUCAUGGUGAAUUGCGGUGCUGGUGAAGAAGGAUCAACUGCUAUGAUAUCUCAAAAUGAUGAUUCAUCAAUGGAUGACACUUGGAGAUUAAAUGCUACCAUUAGGGCCCUAUGCGAAGCGUUUCCUGGACAAGUAAAUUGGAAAAAGAUGGCAAAGAGUGCAGGCGAAAACUAUAUGGCUUUGACGGGACCUUUGCCAGAUUUGAGUACCUGGUCAGCUGCUCUCCCUAAUGAACUGAACUCAGGUGUCAAUCAGUGGCGGGCAUGUAAUUAAGUACAAUAGUUGAUCGGACAUAGUAGAUGAACUACACUGUGGGGAAGCUCCUAACUUGUUCAUCAGGUUGUGGUCGGAGUUUGAGCAGAGUAUAGGUAGCUGCACCUGCAACAGCUCCAAGCGUUGGG
Molecule: messenger RNA, 1226 nt
Organism: Erythranthe guttata (spotted monkey flower)
Lineage: Eukaryota; Viridiplantae; Streptophyta; Magnoliopsida; Lamiales; Phrymaceae
Source: RefSeq, a predicted model, not a curated record